Messenger RNA from Peronospora matthiolae, 141 nucleotides. The record is from the annotation of a GenBank genome assembly. Lineage: Eukaryota; Oomycota; Peronosporomycetes; Peronosporales; Peronosporaceae.
AUGCAGGACACGCUGCCUGCUGUUUCUGUCGCGGCGCUUGCUGCUCUGGAAAGCCUUGUCGCGGCUCAGGUGCAACGUACUGUGGACCGAGCGGUUCGACGUGUGCUGCCUGCACUGGUGACCUUCUCGGGCGUUGUCUAA